Messenger RNA from Westerdykella ornata, 465 nucleotides. RefSeq lists its product as uncharacterized. The annotation marks the transcript as partial. The record is from RefSeq and is a predicted model, not a curated record. Lineage: Eukaryota; Fungi; Ascomycota; Dothideomycetes; Pleosporales; Sporormiaceae. The transcript has 2 exons.
AUGUUCUUCACCAACAUCGACGCGGUCAAGGCAAGCGACAACGCAGGAGUGCGGUUCCGUCCCCCGCGGCCAGACCGCAGCAUUCCUACCACGGAUGAAGAAAAACAGGAGAUUGUGAGGGCCCUUAUCGAGGCUAUAUAUGACACUUCAGAUACAGCUGAGGUGGGCACCACGGAAGCUUUCCAGCAUCGUUGGGUGAAGAGACACCACUAUCAUCCUUCUGGUGUAGAGAAGGUGGCCUGGAAGCUGUUGGAUAAGACGAUCAAGCUCCAUCGGUUUGGAUGGAUGGCUCCGGUGUACGACGAAACGGUCAUGGUUGACGUUAUGAAGACGUCGUUGCUAAAGGGCGACAAAUACUGGACGGUCAUAGGCAUGCCGGCCCUGCUGCUCUCGCGCUCCAAAAUGAACAAGGAGUCCAAUAAGAAAAAGAAAGCCAGACUCGAGUACGCCCGAGGCAAAGAGAAA